Amblyraja radiata (thorny skate) is the source of this 1280-nucleotide messenger RNA. Its product is annotated as interleukin-10 receptor subunit beta-like. Gene Ontology annotation, cellular component: plasma membrane. Gene Ontology annotation, biological process: cytokine-mediated signaling pathway. The record is from RefSeq and is a predicted model, not a curated record. The transcript has 7 exons. NCBI's taxonomy places the organism in Eukaryota, Metazoa, Chordata, Chondrichthyes, Rajiformes, Rajidae. Bases 84 to 1145 code for a protein of 353 amino acids. Gene Ontology annotation, molecular function: protein binding; cytokine receptor activity.
AUCACACGUUUAGAGGCUGAUGUGGAAGAAUGAGGAAACUCCGAGGUCAGUAGUAGAUCGAGGCGGGCCGAUGAGAGGGAGACAUGGCCGUGGGAAGAGUCCUGCUGUUGAUGACAGCUUUAAUAUUCCCAGUUUUUGGAAAGCUACCUUCACCACAAAAUGUGAAAAUGCAUUCCAUCAAUUUCAAGAAUAUACUCCAAUGGAGUCCAGUUAUUUAUCACAAAGGCGGAGUACAUUAUUCGGUUGAAUAUCAAAGCUAUUAUGACAAUCAGUAUAAACAAGAGCCUCUGGAGAAAGGCUGCACCAACAUCAGCAGCACCAAAUGUGACUUGUCCAAUGAACUGACUAUCAUGGUUGGUUACUUUCUCCAAGUAAGAGCUGAAUAUAAAGAUGAGGCAUCUGAGUGGAGCAAUGCCACGGAGUUUGAGCCUUUUUCUGACACUGAAAUUGGACCUCCUUUGGCAGUGAUCGUGAAGCCAAGGUUGGAUAUGUUCGACAUCAACAUCUCUGAGCCUGUAAAUGAGAAUGACAAUAAAUCUAUGCGUGAAUAUUUUCCUGAAUUGGGUUAUCAAGUGUUCUACUGGGAAGAUGUAGAGAAAAAAAAGGUUGAAAGUACUUAUAUCCAGCAGAAGAUGACAACCCUCGCUAAUCUGAAACCUUGGACCACCUACUGCUUGAAAGUUAAACCUUUGUUGGAUAACAUGAUAACUCAUCCUAGUUCAGUUAUCUGUGAAACUACAAAGGACAAUGGUAGAAUUGCAGAGUGGAAGAUUUUUGUGGUUUUCCUUGCAUCAUUUUUCAUUGUCUUCCUUGUGAUCACUGGCAUUUUCUAUGUGUCCCUUCAUGGAUACCGAACCAUCAGAUACAUUUUUUUCCCUUCCUUCAACCUGCCCGAACACAUAAAGGAGUACCUGAAAGAGUCUUGGUUGAAUCCUCCAUUUCUGCCAGCACAGACAAAAAACCUGCCUGAAGAAUAUUUUGACCAAUUAAGUAUUAUUUCAGAUGCACAAGAAUAUUCUGACAAGACAGAGGUUGACAUAAGUACAAGACUGAAUAUGCUUAAGAUUUACUCCACAGAGGAAGAAGGUGAAAACAAAAAGAUACAGGCACAAAGUAGUAACACCAAUUUUUAUGCAAGAAUAUAAACACUACCAAACAGUGCUAUGUGAGUCAAAGCUGGAGAAGUAUUUGAAAGAGACGGCACUGACUUAUUAUCCUCUAUUGCCUGGUAUAUUAAGAAUACAUAGUAUGAAUCUCUGUUUCAAACAAAACUAGAAUGU